Molecule: messenger RNA, 1014 nt
Organism: Python bivittatus (Burmese python)
Lineage: Eukaryota; Metazoa; Chordata; Lepidosauria; Squamata; Pythonidae
Source: RefSeq, a predicted model, not a curated record
CAGUCCAGCCUCGGGGCGGCUCUUAGGUCCUCGGUGGGGCUAUUUUCCCAUUUUUUUCCAGGUUAAUGGAGCGCUUCCUCGUGGAUGGGUUGUAUCCUUUGACGGGCCGCAACUCACAGAAAUUCCAGUCCGGGACAGGCCGCCGUUGUUCGCCGCCUCCUUUCCUUGACCCCGGCCCCCAGCAAGCCGCAGCAGCUCUCUACCUUUGCCCUGACCCUCUACAAGUACACGGCCACUGUGGACGGCAAGACGAUCCUCGUGGACUUCUGGGACACAGCUGGGCAGGAGCGUUUCCAGAGCAUGCACGCGUCCUACUAUCACAAGGCCCACGCUUGCAUCAUGGUCUUUGACGUCCAGAGGAAGGUCACCUACAAGAACCUGAGCAACUGGUAUAAGGAGCUGCGUGAGUUCCGGCCCCAAAUACCCUGCAUCGUGGUGGCCAACAAAAUUGAUGCCGAUGUGAAGGCAACUCAGAAAAGCUUCAACUUCCCGCGGAAGCUCAACCUGCCUCUCUACUUUGUGUCUGCGGCAGAUGGCACCAACGUUGUGAAGCUCUUCAGUGACGCGAUCAAGCUGGCCGUGGCCUACAAGCGGAAUUCGGAGGAUUUUAUGGAUGAAGUCCUAAAGGAGCUGGAAAAUUUUGAACUAGAGACGAAGGAGGAGGAUUCGCCCGCAGAGGAGACCAGCCAAGGGGAGCCCGUCUGCCUGAGCCCCGGGAACGGUUAACUGUGGGCCAUCGUCACCUGCACAGAGACGACUGGUAGCAGUACCUGCUCGGUGGAGGCCACUGGGAACUUCUGAGAAGGCAGCCGGGUGGAGAUCAGCUCUGCUGCCCUGGGAGGAUGCAGCGGGAUGGCCAAGUAGUAGCUUUCUACCCCAGAGAAAGGGGGCUGCUGGGUCUGGUAGGACUUGGGCUUAUGAAUGCCCCGUUUCACUUCUAGGAGGACCCUCGGUAUAUGUUGUUGUUGAAACGAUUCCCCCUUGAGGAAUAAAUAUUUAAAUUCUUGAAACCAG